UCCACGACUGGUGGACUUGCCAAAUAUUCGUCACUCGUGUAUACUUGUUAAGCCGUCGGAACACUAUACUUGUACAAUUAUUGGUCACUUGUCAGUUUCCCGCGGAUUGUCGGUAAAUGUGACACAAUUCAAAGGAAUUAAUGACUUGAUAAGUUUUCAGUAGUAGUUCACUGGUGCACACUUGUGUAUUUGUCAAGUACUGGAUAUUUGAUCCAGUCGUAGGAAUAGUACACUUGGCUUUUAUUUAUUACUUGUAAGAGUGUAGAAGUACUAGCAUAAUUGUCAAGUACACCAGUCAUGGGAAUGUCCAAUUGAUAAUUAGACGAUUCGGCAAGUAUGCAAUUAUUGGUGUAUUUGACAGGUACACCAGUCGUGGGAACCCGGUUUAAUAUUAGGCGGUCGUACAGGUACGCGCAUGUCAUCUGUAAUUAUGGACUUUGAGUGAUUGAAGAGUUCGGUUGUAAAAAGUCUAAAAGCGCAUUCUCUCGGUCAUAUUGUUGUUUUGUUUGUUCGUACAGUGUUUUUUUAAAUGACCUUUGUAAAGAUAUAUUUGUGAUGGAAUUAAUAUUAAUACGCAUUUAAUGGAUAAGAUAAUUUUUGUACUAUAUUCACGUAAUAGACGGAAUAGAAAUAAUAACUCAUAACAUAUAUUGAUUGAUUGUGAAACGCUCAUAAUAUUAAUAUUGUCUGAAGUUUUUGUUUUAUCUAUUUAUAGUGCAGUGAUGAUGUUUUUUAAAUUAAUCGUACUAAUCUGUGUCGUUUUAGCGAGCGUUUCUUGGUCUAAAGGAACUUUUGUAAAUACUACUGAGGAUGCAUUUUUUCUGACUAAUAAAAUAAUUGAACAAAUCAAUGAAACAUGGGAAGUAUCUCUAAAUCCAGCAAAUUUCGUCGAAGGUGGAAACGCUACUAUAGUUUCUAAAAAGGAUAUGGAACAAUUGAUUCUGUAUAAGUUUGAUGUCGUUCAAAAACUCGUACAUUCUUUUCAGGAAAACCUAGAUGAUAUUUUGAAUGCGAUGUUAGACGGUAUCAAAGAAAUACAUAGCACAACUAAUGUUAUAUUAAGUGGAAUAAAAAUUAAUGAACUAAUCGAAUCUAUAAAAUCUAUCGAGGAUGACUUUAUUACAAUGGGUGAGUACAUAUUAAGUGGCACACAAGACAUGAGUAAUUUAGACGAGAAUUCAUCGUAUGAAGUAUAUUCAUUACAAAAAUUUGCUGAAGCAAUGUUGUAUUCUUCAAUAAAAUCCCCUUCUAAGGAAAUUUUAAAAAUCCAUAGAUCUCUCGUUCUAGAGCGAGAUAGGUAUGAUUCAAAGGCGGAUGAUUAUGGGAUAUUUAAAAUGAUCAAAGAUUUAACCGAAAAUGGUGAGAUGUUAUGUUAUGUCAAGCAAUCGCUACAUCAACUCAUAUACAACGUUUAUAAAGUGUUAUAUCUGACACAAUUGAAAGGAUUUUCAAUUGUGGAAUUUUCAAGGUUAAUAUUACAAACCAAUGGCCUAGGAAAUUUUCAGAACGAAUACAAAAAACAGAAGGAUCAAUUUGAAAAUAAAAUAAAUAUGCAAAUAUUAUCUUUAAAAAGUAUGUUGUCUUCUUCAAACAAUAUUUAUUGGAGAUGUGAUCCUUACAGUCAUAAAAAAGAUGUUUCUUACUAUGAAGUAGCUCCAAUCCUACAGGGGUUUAUUGAAAAUGAAGUUCAUAUGAGUCCUCAACAUAGUUGUAAACAAAAUUGUGCAUUUUAUGAACAUAGUCCAGUUUAUAGAUGUUCUUCAAAUCAGUUUUGUGCAAAACAACAUUCGUGUAAUGGAGAGCUUUUGAAUUGUCAGUAUAUUGAGUCUGACAUGAAUGUUUGUCAAUCGCCGUUUGGAAGUAGUAGGAGAUAUGAAUACAUAACAUACAAAAAAGGUACUGUAUUGGGCGAUAGGUCAAUAAAUUGUAAUGGUACAUAUAGUAAAGUGAAUAGUUGGUGGAGAUGGUUGGUGUGGCACUGUUCUUAUUGUCUAUGCAUAUGUUAUUCAACUGACACAGCUUCUGAUCAAUAUUUCAGUCUACAACCUUCAUUAUCUGAUAUUUCUCAAAAUAAGAUAGUCACAGGAGUUAAGUUCAAUAAAGUAAAUAAUAUUUUUCAUUUACAAGUACAAGAAGGUAUACUAGGUCCUCGUGGUUACAUUAAUGAAUCUUCUAGGAGUUGGGUUACUUUACUGAGGCCAGAAUUUAUCUAUAAUAAUAGUUUACCUCAAGAAGGUGUUGAUUUUUUCAAAUUAUCAUACUUUUCUCGUACUAUAGAUAUUGAUAAUGUUAUGGCGCCAAAAACUACAGUUGUCACAGGAGUUAAAUUUAGGAGUAUUGGAACACAUAUAAGUAUUGAAAUCCGGGUUACACCUUUUGAUUUUUCCUCUGGAAACCUAAUUCAACCUAAUAUCAAAAGUUAUUGGGUUGGAAAUGAGGACGCUAAUUUUUCUAACGUAGAACGAACGGAAAUUAAAAUUGAUAAUUCAGAUUUGCCAACAAAACUAAAAAUUCCCUCUGUACCAGAUAUGACUGCUCACAAGUACGUUAAAUUUACACAUUCUUCAAUCACACGUGACGUUGCUCAGACAACAUUGCCUUUUAUCGACAAACAAACUGUGGAACCAUUUCCUGCUAUACCAUUAUCUGGCGUGGGAAUAUAUUUUAAAGGAAUAGAAAAUUAUGGUGGCUUCAUAGGUGCAAAUGUUUUCACAUAUAAUUUCAGUACACAUAUUAGUACACGCUUAAUAUAGUGAAAUCACUAUUAGAAUUUUAUCUAAAAUGAUAUAAUUUAAAAUAUUUAUUUAAAAUUUUUGAAAAUCUUCUUUAUUCUUUUUAUUGUGUAAAGUAUAUUUAUUAAAAAUAAA
Molecule: messenger RNA, 2867 nt
Organism: Daktulosphaira vitifoliae (grape phylloxera)
Lineage: Eukaryota; Metazoa; Arthropoda; Insecta; Hemiptera; Phylloxeridae
Exons: 9
Coding region: 723-2753 (676 amino acids)
Source: RefSeq, a predicted model, not a curated record